AACUUCGACAAGUUAAAUGUGAGGACAGCACACUACACACCUCUUCCUUCCGGUGCUAAUCCCCUGAAGAGAGAGAUUUCUGACUAUGUUAGGUCUGGCUUUAUUAACCUGGACAAGCCCUCCAACCCAUCCUCUCAUGAGGUGGUGGCGUGGAUCCGGCGCAUCCUGCGCGUGGAGAAGACGGGGCACAGUGGCACCCUGGACCCCAAGGUGACAGGGUGCCUCAUCGUGUGCAUCGAGAGGGCCACAAGGCUGGUCAAAUCCCAGCAGAGUGCAGGCAAAGAGUAUGUGGGAAUUGUUCGGCUGCACAAUGCCAUUGAGAGUGAGGCUCAGCUGGCCAGGGCCAUAGAAACCCUGACAGGUGCCCUGUUCCAGCGGCCACCCCUCAUUGCUGCUGUCAAGCGACAGCUGAGAGUCAGAACCAUCUACGAGAGCAAGCUGGUGGAGUAUGAUCCUGAGAGAAGAUUAGGUAUCUUCUGGGUGAGCUGUGAAGCAGGCACGUACAUCAGAACCCUCUGUGUGCACCUGGGGCUGCUGCUGGGCGUGGGGGGCCAGAUGCAGGAGCUGCGCAGAGUCCGCUCGGGCAUCCUGGGAGAGACGGACAACAUGGUGACCAUGCAUGAUGUGCUGGAUGCCCAGUGGCAGUACGACAACAACAAGGACGACAGCUACCUGAGGAGGGUCAUCCUGCCCCUGGAGAAACUGCUGACCUCACACAAGAGGCUCGUCAUGAAAGACAGUGCAGUUAAUGCCAUUUGCUAUGGAGCCAAGAUCAUGCUGCCUGGUGUUCUGAGGUAUGAGGAUGGGAUUGAGCUUAAUCAGGAGAUUGUUGUCAUCACCACAAAAGGAGAAGCCAUCUGCCUAGCCAUUGCCCUGAUGACCACAGCUGUCAUUUCCACGUGUGACCACGGCGUGGUGGCAAAGAUCAAGAGAGUGAUCAUGGAGAGAGACACCUACCCCAGGAAAUGGGGGCUGGGCCCCAAGGCCAGUCAGAAGAAGAUGAUGAUCCAGAAGGGUCUGCUGGACAAGCAUGGAAAGCCCAAUGAGAGCACACCAGAGUCCUGGAAGAUGGAAUAUGUGGAUUACAGGGAUGCUUCCAGGAAAGAAGCAGCUGCUGAUCACCAGGCUGUUUCAGAGGUGGACAGGGCUGCAAAAAGAAAGAGAGACUCCGAGAGUGAAAACGAGGAAGCUGUGACCCCUCCAUCCCCUGCCACCCCACCACCAGAGGAGCUGAGCAAAAAGGAAAAGAAAAAAAGGAAGAAAGAGAAGAAAGCCCAAGAGGCAGCUGAGAGUGGGGGAGAACAAAUUGAGAGGACCAGUGAGAGCAGCAGCAAGAAGAAGAAGAAGAAGAAACACAAGGAGGUAGAAGAGAGCUCGGACUAAGCAGCUGGGUGUGUCCAAAGCAAGCAACCUCAUCAUUGUGAGGAGGAGGAGUUUUAGGCCUUGAGAAGAGAACUGGCUGUGUGGCAGAGGAACCAGCAAGUUCAGGUUCUUCUCUGCUGUUUAUAUGAGUGAGGGGGUGUUUGCCCUGCUCAGGUGCCCCUCUUCAUCCUGUUUUAAGGGUUGCCAGAGGAGCAGGGUGCCUCACUGCCCCUGCACUGGAUUGAUCUCUAAAGCUGAGCACCAUGAUGCCAACAGAAGUGGUAUCUUCAGGGAAACUGUAGCUUCUGGCUCUUCCUUGGUCUCUGUUUUCACCUUAGUGAGGGUGGAAUAAUCUGUCUCCCCCCUCAUGUACUGCCUCUUUCUUCCUUUUCUCCCAAGGCUGAGGCUGUUACCUGACAGUUAAAGAAUGUGUUGCUUCUUGGAGGAGUGGCUUUGUCACAGCCCAUGUGCAUGGGUUUCCAUGGGGACAGAUCAGUUAUUUCUGAAGGACUGUGUUUUGUUUUAACCUGGCCACAUGCUUGGCUUCACCUUCAGUUAAAUGAGAACAAACAGUCCACUCAGAUUGUUUUUCACUCCUUUUUUGACCUUUAUCAUGAAAGGAUUAGAGAAUUUAAUUCCCCCUUUUUGCUUAUAGCACAAGGCUGUGCUUGUUCAUGGUGUGCUGAUUGCCAGGCCCAGCAGCCUCAGUGACCUGGGCAGUGUGUCCCUUUGGCUGGCUCUUUGCUCUUCUCUACCCUUUGUUGGCCUGGAGGGUAGGAGGUGACCAGGAGGUGACCAACAUGUUCUUCGUGCUGCUGGGGCUGGAGUCCUCCUGAGGAAAAGCUUGGUCAGAGGCAGCUCUGCCAAGGGGCAUUCAUUGGGUGUGGGCUUGAACGGUUUCAGAUAAAUCUGUUGUAUUGCUAAGCUAUCUGGAAUUACUUGCUGGGGGCAGAAGGUCUCUCCUCUGUCACAGGGGGAAUGCUGAGCCAGAAUUGAGUUCCUUGUAAUGAGGAAAAACCUCAGGCUGUUUUGUUCUGAGUUUGAUCCCUGCAGAGAUUCUGUUAACUGUUGGUUUAACCUUGUGCACUGCUUUAGUCUUAAUGGUCUAUGCUCCCCUCCAGUGCUGGAGAUGCAGGCAGAGGGGACAGCAGCUGGUGGGUGUUACAACCUGAGCACGAAAAAAAGAAAAGGUCCAUUUUUAUUUACUCCUUUUUUACAAAAAAAAAAAAAAAUAAAACUUCCAGUUUUGAACAGGUGA
Molecule: messenger RNA, 2620 nt
Organism: Zonotrichia albicollis (white-throated sparrow)
Lineage: Eukaryota; Metazoa; Chordata; Aves; Passeriformes; Passerellidae
Source: RefSeq, a predicted model, not a curated record